Molecule: messenger RNA, 1469 nt
Organism: Frieseomelitta varia
Lineage: Eukaryota; Metazoa; Arthropoda; Insecta; Hymenoptera; Apidae
Exons: 3
Coding region: 149-1132 (327 amino acids)
Source: RefSeq, a predicted model, not a curated record
UCGAUACUAUCGAACGCGAUCCUUCCCUUUGAAGUUCCACGGCACCGCCUCAGUUAGUUAUUGGCACGUGUGCGAGAAGCAUCGUUCAGAUUUCGAGUGGCAACAGUACUGACUUAACGAAGAGCUGCCUUUCUUCCGUGUUUUCGUCAUGAAUGUUUGCGAAUCGAUCGAAAACAUUUCAGAAAGCAGCGACGAGGAUUUCGUACAACUGGUACGAAGGUUGGAGAGAGAAGAGAACAGAGCGACGUACACUUGCGACAAGUGCAAAUACGAAAGUAAUCGACAGUUUAACGUCCAACGUCACAAGCAGAGGAUCCACUCGAAGGCAAAGUUGAACAUCUGUUGCGGUGAGACCUUUUGCACGAAAGGUGAUUAUUACGUUCAUUGCGAGCAAAUCCAUCCGGCGACGAGGUCUCACGCGAUCAUCUCGAGAACCAAGUACAAAAUCGCCAACAACCUGGUGCCGAUCGACGAUCGAAAUGAUCUCGCGCGUGAGUGCGAGAGACGACAGGGAGCCAACCCUUUUUACAAAAUGCGAUCAAGAUCGAGGAAUUUUCGCGUGAAGGAUCAGACGAAAGUAAGCUUGCAGUACUCGGUGAAUUACAUCGAGAAUGUCGACAUAGAGAACAUACCUCUGAUAAAUUUCCUCACCGAUCAUCGACUCAAGUCCAUAUCAAAGCUGCUAGUCAAAGCGAACAAGAAACCGAGCAGCCAAGACAAGAAGCAAACUUUAAAUGUCGCGAGCUCGUCGGCGCAAAACAUCGAAAAGACGACGUCCGCGAACAACAAUACGACGGAGGAGAACGUUCGGACGGAAGUUGUCGACUCGUCCUCGCUUUCGCUCGAGUUGCCGACGAAAAAGCUUAUUUUGCAGCGGUUCAGGUUGAACGAGUUUCAGACGACUUUCCACAAACAGAGUGCUAAUAUCGAUCGUAAUGAAGCAAAUUUAGCGGAAAAGAUGGAGGAAAAGGCGACGGUCCCGGCCAAAAUUAAGCGUGUAAUGGAUGAGACGAAUAAGGAAAAUGUGUUCACAUUUAGCAUGAGGCAACAGUUAAAUAUACAAUUGAACACCAAGUUCGAGCUGCCUGUGACGAGUCACCCAUCGAGAGUAUUCGAAACUCACCGAUUUUGACGAGUUCGAGAGAUUUUGAAAUUUCCGAGGGUGAAAUCCUUUUCAUACCAAAGAGUAGUAGCGUACACGGUAAGAUACGAUGCGUGUGAUACGAUAGACGGUACAUAUUUAACAAAUGUGAUAUGAUACGUACAUAUUUAAUAAACCUAUGAUAAAUUAGAUUUUAAGAGAGAUGACUAAUAUAAAUUUUUACUCUACUUUUAUGCCUCUUUGUUGGAAACGAAGCACGAACGUGUGUUUUUGUAAUAAACGUGUGACUCUCGUGUCGAUCCUAUCUCGAAUCACUCAACUUUGUUCUAUGGCUGUUAUUUUAAUAAAGUGCACUUUAAGACUGAAA